Xenopus laevis (African clawed frog) is the source of this 2851-nucleotide messenger RNA. It is a transcript of the gene tmem121.L, whose product is annotated as transmembrane protein 121 L homeolog. The transcript is spliced from 4 exons. Bases 1565 to 2503 code for a protein of 312 amino acids. The record is from RefSeq and is a predicted model, not a curated record. Lineage: Eukaryota; Metazoa; Chordata; Amphibia; Anura; Pipidae.
AUUGGCAUUUAUCCUACAAAUGACUGCUUGAAUGCAGUGUGGUGCCUUUGGCUUCAUCUGAUGAGUGCAGCCUAGGAAAGGCAAGCUGAAGAAGCUGGCAACUGCUCCUAGAUGAGAGAAUGGAGGGGAGAGAGAGAGAAAGGCUUGACGGUCCUUCUACAUAAGCAAAUUGCCAAUAAAUUAUGCAGGUUUCCUUGGAAGUGAAGUUAUACGUACAGUCAAUGCACGAGUCAGAGCACAGCAGUGCAGUCUCAACAUCCUCGAUUCUACUCUCUUGUGCACAAACCGGAUAGUUCUCUGCCGCCUCUAUUUUAUCCCUUCAGUCACUCUUCUGUAUGGUUUGGAUUUUGUGGAGGGAUAAAAAAGAAAAAACCAUCAUCACCAGCAUCAUCGUCAUAUCUCCAAAUUAAAGGAAGGAAAAAAAAAUAAGAAACUGCCUGAAUCUGGUGUCCUGUGGGGAAGAUUGAUAGCCCUUUUGGAAUGCUAUAACGGCAAGUUGGAUGGGAUUACAAAUAUGAAACACAACUGGUGCUGAAGCUUUUUGUGCUCGAUGAAAGGGCUAAAAUGUGAUAGGAAAUCCUCAUUCUCCUAGGAAACCUUGCUUAUUCACAGAAACAUACAUUUGGAGGAUUUAUAUGUUCUACUGCAUGUUGUACAGGGAGAUUUUAGGAAGCACAUUUACGGCAGGCUUCGGUUUUAUCCAUUUCUUUGGAUCUGCGGCCACUUGUCUUUCUAUAGGAAUCAGGAGCCAGGAAUCUACAAAUAACCAUUCAACAAUACAGCAAAGACUCUGAAUAAUUAGAAAGGUGGACGAGAAUCUUGUACCAAAUCUUGGAUAAAAAGCAAGUCAAGAAAAUGCCAGCAUCUGCUGAUAAUGGAUGGGCCCAGUUAUCCAUGUCACAGUGGAACCUUUGUUGGCAGUUCUCUUGAAGAAAUGCAUCUGUUUCUAAAUUUCUUUUACUUUUUAAUUCCCUAACUCAAAGUAAUUAGUUCCAGAGCCUGGGCCAGCAAUUAAACAACAUCUACAGCUUAUUUCCACAGAUGGAUUUCAGCCAAAAGAUACAUUAGAACAUUAGCUUUUCAUGUUUGGUACAGUACGAAGAAGCAGCUGCUUUCAACGGCAAAAUCCAAAAUGAAGAGAAGAUGUUUUGUAAUAUGAAAUGCUGAGCAGGAGAAUUGCCUUAUAAGAAGGUUAAUAUCUUUGGAAUGCUGCUAAUUGAUAGCAAGGAAUAAUUGAGCCAAGACUUUUUAGGCCUACGAAAAUAAUCAAUUGAACUAUUUAUUCUGUGAUAUUUUGCAGCCCUUAUGGAUAUUUUAUAUUUUGAUGAUGGUUAUUUAGGUUGUCCAGAGUCACAAUUAGAUCUCUAUUUUGUUUUGUGAGUUCAGUGCAAUGAGUGUGCUCAAGGCUCUUUGUGCCUUAUGGAAAAGUACUAAGUUUUAUUUUUGUGGACCUUGAAAUUAAGGGUUCACCCCCCCAAACAACCUGCUAAUGGCUGCCUUGAAUUUAUAGAGAUAUUGAUGAGAGCUGGUAAUUAAUUGGCAACAUAGAAACUUCAAUCUCAAGAUGGUGUUGCCACCUCCUGAUAAACGUCAUGUGUGUCUUACAACAAUCGUCAUCAUGACAAGCAUGGCAUUUAUGGAUGCCUACCUGGUGGAACAAAAUCAAGGACCAAGGAAAAUUGGAGUAUGCAUUAUUGUGCUUGUUGGUGACAUUUGUUUUUUAAUUGUUCUUCGCUAUGUAGCUGUUUGGGUUGGAGCUGAAGUAAAAACGGCUAAGAGAGGUUAUGCCAUGAUUUUAUGGUUCUUAUAUAUUUUCGUGUUGGAAAUCAAGUUAUAUUUUAUAUUUCAAAAUUACAAAGCUGACAAAAAAAAUGUAGAUACUGUGGCCAGAAAAGCAUUGACUUUGCUUUUAUCCAUCUCUGUGCCAGGACUUUAUUUGGUUCUAGUCGCCCUGGACAGUAUGGAAUAUGUAAGAACUUUCAGGAAAAAGGAGGACCUUAGGGGUCGUCUCUUUUGGGUGGCUCUUGAUUUGCUUGACAUUUUGGAUAUUCAAGCCAACCUGUGGGAGCCUCACAAAACUGGAUUGCCUAUCUGGGCUGAAGGUCUCAUGUUUUUUUACUGCUACAUCCUACUUCUAAUUCUACCUUGUGUCUCGUUGAGUGAAAUCAGCAUGCAAGGAGAACACAUUGCCCCACAGAAAAUGAUGCUUUAUCCAGUUUUAAGUCUUGUCACAAUCAACAUUGUCACCAUUUUUAUCAGAGCAGUGAAUAUGAUUCUUUUUCAGGAUAGUAGAGUUUCGACUAUCUUUAUCGGGAAGAACAUUAUUGCUAUAGCCACAAAGGCCUGCACUUUUCUGGAAUAUAAAAAACAAGUGAAAGAAUUUCCACAAAACGCUAUUGCUUUAGAACUUCAACAAAAUUCGAUAUCACAUAAUCAGACAAUUCACAGUACACAGGGGGUUCAUCAUGAGCAGUCGCCAUCAAGGGAAAUAAUUGAUACAUGACCAUGUAUUUGGCUUUCAGCAUUAACUUUUGUUGGAAACAAAAGGCAGGCAUACCCAAUGGAAUAUACUGUAUUGUUUCUGGAGAUCUAGAAAGACUGACCAUGCAGAAAGGGAUGGGCAAAUGCAGCAAAACACGUGUUUACGAUAUAUUUUUCCUACAGAUAUUGGCCCAGAUAGGCAGUAUACCGUGAACUUAUUUUAAGCACUGUAUACAUGAUGUUUCCUGAUUUAUCAAUUGUGAAUAUGAGAUGUAAGGAAUGUUGUGACAUAGACUGAUUGAUUUUAUAACAAUCAAAUCUUAUGGGUGUACUGUGAAAUAAACUGAAUAAAAUGUUCCUAUUCCAGUCA